Messenger RNA from Pogona vitticeps (central bearded dragon), 1943 nucleotides. The record is from RefSeq and is a predicted model, not a curated record. Lineage: Eukaryota; Metazoa; Chordata; Lepidosauria; Squamata; Agamidae.
AUGGUAAACUGCUCCUUGAACAUCUCAUCUGGUGUGAGACAGCAGUGUGGGAACACUACUGAAUUUCUGCUGUGCUGCUCACCUACUGAUGUGACGGUCUUGACUUCUUUUACCAUUCAGGCUUACAGGAAGCUUGCCAAAGAGUACCAUCCCGAUAAGAAUCCAAACGCAGGUGAUAAGUUCAAAGAAAUAAGCUUUGCCUAUGAAGUUCUCUCAAAUCCUGAGAAACGCGAAUUAUAUGACCGAUAUGGAGAACAAGGCCUUCGAGAAGGGAGUGGCGGAAGCGGCGGAAUGGACGAUAUUUUCUCCCACAUAUUUGGUGGGGGACUGUUUAGUUUCAUGGGCGGUCAGAGUAGAAGUCGGAAUGGAAGAAGAAGAGGCGAAGAUAUGAUGCAUCCGCUCAAAGUUUCUCUAGAAGAUCUAUAUAAUGGAAAGACUACCAAACUACAGCUUAGCAAGAAUGUCCUUUGUAGUGCGUGUAACGGUCAAGGGGGUAAAUCCGGAGCAGUUCAGAAGUGCGCUGCUUGCCGGGGCAGAGGUGUGCGCAUCAUGAUCAGACAGCUGGCCCCGGGGAUGGUUCAGCAGAUGCAGUCUGUCUGCUCUGACUGCAAUGGAGAAGGGGAAGUAAUUAACGAGAAAGACCGCUGUAAAAAAUGUGAAGGGAAGAAGGUGAUAAAAGAAGUGAAAAUCCUUGAAGUUCACGUAGAUAAAGGCAUGAAGCAUGGGCAGAGGAUCACUUUCACCGGGGAAGCGGAUCAAGCCCCAGGGGUCGAGCCAGGGGACAUCGUCCUCCUGCUUCAAGAAAAAGAGCACGAGGUGUUCCAGAGAGAUGGGAACGAUUUGCACAUGACGCACAAGAUAGGACUUGUGGAGGCCCUCUGUGGCUUUCAGUUCACAUUUAAGCACCUUGAUGGGCGCCAGAUUGUGGUGAAAUAUCCUCCAGGAAAAGUAAUUGAGCCAGGCUGUGUCCGCGUCGUUCGAGGGGAAGGGAUGCCUCAGUACCGCAAUCCUUUCGAAAAGGGAGAUCUUUAUAUAAAGUUUGAUGUGCAGUUUCCUGAAAAUAACUGGAUUAGCCCAGAAAAACUUUCAGAACUUGAAGAUCUUCUGCCUGCCAGACCAGACAUCCCCACCAUAAUUAGCGAUGCAGAGGAGGUAGACCUCCAAGAAUUUGACAGCACCCGCGGCUCAGGGGGUAGCCAGAGGCGUGAAGCUUACAAUGAUAGUUCUGAUGAAGAAAGUGGCCAUCAUGGACCUGGGGUUCAGUGCGCCCAUCAGUAAAAAAAAUAAACAAAAAUGGCUGGGGUGUCAGGGAGGGUGGGGAAGAGUUACACAUGAAUUUUUCUCUUCAAAAUUUGCCUGACAUUUUUUUCAGCAAUUGGGUUGAGUACACAAUCUACACAAGCCCAGUGGACAUUUGUUGCUGUCUGUGUAACUUUUAAAUUGGUCCAUAAGUAUAUCCGGAGUGUAUAAUUUAAACUAACCACACACAAAAAGCUUACAUCUUUUUUUUUUUUUUUGACUGAUUGUUUGUGUAGCAAAAUAAAAGGCACUUCGAAAGAAGACGAGACUCUUUCUCCCCUUUUCACUUGGGUUAAGUUUUCAGUCAUUGGACUUGUGCUUGAUUUUUACCAGUUUUUGUGUAGAUUUUAAGUUCUAUAUUUUAAAUUCAAAUUCUACUUUGUAAAGUUUUGUGUAAAACUGUCCCGAGGCUUGGUAUUUGGCUGCACCUGCAUAAGCUGCUACAAAUAGAAUAAAGAAUUUCAUAGCCUGUAUCUAUCACUUUUAGAUGCAUGGUAAGGAAAAAAAAAGGCUUGGCACCAAAAGGGUUAGAACGGAUGGGGAACCAUGGAAGAUUAACAAAACAAAACAGAAAUGGUUGUAAAAGGUUUUUUUACCAUCUUGUGAAAGCUUUUGGAAACGAAAUAAAAGCCGUUGAUGUAUAA